Racocetra persica is the source of this 880-nucleotide messenger RNA. Lineage: Eukaryota; Fungi; Glomeromycota; Glomeromycetes; Diversisporales; Gigasporaceae. The record is from the annotation of a GenBank genome assembly.
AUGAGAGCUGCCAAAAAAUAUGGCAUCUGUUUAAAAAAAAAAAUUUUAGAUCGACUAUAUCGUGAUCGACAUCAACAAUGUCCUCAAGAUCUCUACCAUACAAUGGCUGGAAAAGUAAAAAAACUAACAAAAUGCACACUAGCUCUUUUUAAUAAUGAAGGAAAUACUACGUUUAUAAAAAUAUGGAAAUCGAUUGAAUUGCCAAAGUUUUGGUCAAAAUUGCCAAAUCCUAUUACCCACCAGAGGAGUUUUAUGAUGUCUGACUUAUUUCAUCUUGCAAUGCUAAUGCCUCAUAUCUUGUAUCGUUUUCUAAGAAUUCAACAUAUUAAGGAGGGCAUUCUCACUGAUCUAGUAAAUACAAUAGGGUAUCAGCAUCGAGAUCAAGUAAUCAAUAUAAUCAUAAAAUGUUGGGUGUCUCUUUCUUAUUCUGUAAAACAAUCAUUUGCUAUUAAGUAUUCCGAUAAUCAUUUUGAAACUCUGUCCAAGGCAUUGCAAAAAGAACACUACUAUCUAACAAAGGUAUUCCCAGAAUCCUUUCUCAAUCUUCCAAAUCUCCAUAUCAAUAUACACCUAAUUGCAAAUGCCAAUAAUUAUGGAAAUUUGGUCAAUACUGCUUGUGGUGUCAAAGAGGCUAUGCAUGGUUUAUUCAAAUCUUUUGUUCCACAUACAAACAAAAUGAAUAUUGAUCUUGAUCUUUUAAGAUAUUACAAUAUACUUCAAGCAUUACGUUUUUGGCUUGACGGUAGGCAAGACGAACGUGUUCCAAACUCACGAUAUAAUCCAAAUUGUUCUUUGUUAAAACAAUUGCUCUCCAAAUGGUAUAUUACAAAAUCACCUGAUCUAAUUGAUGAUUCAGAAUUUAAAAAUGUCGAAGUAAAUG